Drosophila persimilis is the source of this 1323-nucleotide messenger RNA. Its product is annotated as phospholipase A1 2. The record is from RefSeq and is a predicted model, not a curated record. Gene Ontology annotation, biological process: lipid metabolic process. The coding region runs from base 42 to 1226 and encodes 394 amino acids. The transcript has 2 exons. Lineage: Eukaryota; Metazoa; Arthropoda; Insecta; Diptera; Drosophilidae. Gene Ontology annotation, molecular function: lipase activity.
UAGCUUCGAUCGUUGCAGCUGAUCUAAUAAAUCGACUUAGAAUGUGGACCCAACUAUUUGCAGUACUGCUGCUGGCAGCACAAUAUGCUCAAGGCAAACCCUCCAUCGGCCAGAACGAUCUCGGGGGCGACUAUGACAUGGAGAUGAGUGCAUUUAUGGAUAUGCUGCCAGCGGAGGAUGAAAUGCCAGAUGGUAUCGGUUCGCGAUCGUCCUUCUCCGAGGAGCCAGAAUCGGAUGAUAUCUUGGCCUCGUUGGACGAUGAGUACGAGGGCGCCGAGCACUGUGAGUGGAACACCUGCGACAAGGAUCUAAGUGAGUCCCGGGGCAUUGGAUCGUUCUUGGAUCUGAGUUUCAUCAAGAAGAUUGCUGGCAAUCUGAACCCGUUCGGCAGCCACAAGCCCCGCAUGCAGUUCUACCUGUUCAAGCGGGAGUUUCCCGAGUGCGGCCGAGAGCUGGACUUCAGCAGCGAGAAGAAGUGGCGCCACUCCGGGUUCAAUGCCUCCCUGCCCACCAGGCUGAUGAUUCACGGCUGGAUGAGUCAGUCGCGUGGCUCCUUCAAUCGGGACGUGAAGAACGCCUAUCUGAAGCGCGGAGAAUACAAUGUGAUUGUGGCCGACUGGAGUGCCUCUUCAGCGAAUGUCAACUACUUUUCGGUGGUGGGCCUAAUCGAGGUUUUUGGCGCCCAAUUGGCGCAGUUUACGAGGAACCUGAACCGCCAGUACGGCGCCAGCUUCGACAGCAUGUACCUCAUCGGCCACUCGCUGGGCGCCCAGAUUGCCGGAUCCGCGGGGAAGCGACUGAAGCCCGACCAGGUCAACACCAUCUUCGCCUUGGAUCCGGCGGGUCCCAAGUUCCGGCAUCGUAGCGCCGAGUUCCGCAUCGAUCCCACGGACGCCAAAUACGUGGAGUCCAUGCACACGAGUGUCAACUUCGGCUUCCGCCGGCCCACAGGCAGUGCGACUUUUUACCCGAACCACGGCACCAUUCAGCCGAGCUGCUACUAUCUGGGAUGCUCACACAUCCGCUCCUACGCGAUGUUCGCCGAGUCCAUCAAUUCCCCCAAGGGAUUCUGGGGCACGCCCUGCACGCGCGACAAUGGUCGGUGGCAGUGCGACCAGAGCCAGCGACAGACCGUCCAAAUGGCUGGAGAGCCAGCGCUGCAUAAGAGGGGCAUUUUCUAUGUGAAGACCUCGGCUAGUGAUCCCUUCGCUUUGGGCAGGGAAUAGACCCAAACUGCUGAAAUAGAUUUACGAUUUAAAUUAAUGCAAAAUGUGAUUGAAGUCUUGCAACUAAGACAAAUACAAAUGAUCUUUAAGAAUGAUA